Messenger RNA from Tricharina praecox, 2241 nucleotides. Its product is annotated as amidase signature domain-containing protein. The record is from RefSeq and is a predicted model, not a curated record. Bases 186 to 2015 code for a protein of 609 amino acids. Gene Ontology annotation, molecular function: catalytic activity. The transcript is spliced from 2 exons. NCBI's taxonomy places the organism in Eukaryota, Fungi, Ascomycota, Pezizomycetes, Pezizales, Pyronemataceae.
CCCGUUGUAACUAACUUGCAAUUGGCCAAAUUCCCACUGCUAUUAGCGCGGCCUCGGCAAAACGUUGCUCUCGGUCUCUAGAGUCCAGGAGCCUGAAGGUAGAGCUCUUCUUAUCUGAACGUCGCACUUCCGUCAGCUCCAGCUUCAAAGUGAGCAUAGACAUUACCCCCCCACUCGCAACAAAGAUGGCCCCGCAAGACUUCCUCAACUAUCCCCCGCCGGUUAAAGCCGCUGAAACCCCCUACGAGAACCCAGCCUUCAGCAAUCCAACACUCUCGGGCAUUGCCCUCUCUAUCCUGAGCACUGUCACCGAGAACGUCGGCCCUCUCCAGCAGCUGCUCUGGAACAAUGCCGGGUUUACCCAAUCGCUCGCCGCGAUCGAGAAAACCGGCUGUCUGGACGCCCACGUCGCGCGGUACGAUCCCACCGUGACAUCUGUGGCGCGCGGCUCGGCCGACGCCGACGCCGAGGAGGAGGUGCAGGCUUCAGUCGCACCAAGGGCAAAAAGUGUAUUUCACUCUUCGGCUGACUACAUCGCCGCGUACAAGUCCGGCGCAACGACGCCGACUGAGGUCGCAGAGAGGUUCAUCGCCAGUCUGGGAAGGGACGAGAGGAACCUCGUGUUCAUCUCCGUCACGCCGGCAGAUCAACUUCUUGCCGCGGCGAGGGAGUCCACAGCAAGGUAUGCGGCCGGGAACUCGCUUCCGCUCGAUGGCGUGCCGUUGGUGGUCAAGGACGAGCUCGACGUUGCGGGGACGCCCAAGACCCUCGGACUGACCACGCAAGAGGCGGAAGUGCGCCACGUCGGCGUGGCGGAGCAGGGGCAGACAUCGUGGUGCGUGCAGAAGCUUCUGGACGCGGGCAUGCUGUUCCUGGGCAAGAGCAACAUGCACGAGAUCGGGCUGGACACGACGAACAACAACCCGAACUGGGGCACGCCGCCGAAUCCGUACAACAAGCACUACUAUCCCGGCGGGUCCUCGGGCGGCUCCGGCGCCGCCGUCGGCGGCGGGAUCGUCCCCAUUGCGGUCGGCGCCGACGGCGGCGGAUCGAUCCGCGUGCCCGCCGCCUACUGCGGCGUCUACGGCCUCAAGCCCACGCACGGCCGCGUCUCGUCUGAACCCACCGUCAGUAUCGCGCCGAGCGUCGGCGUCGUCGGCCCCAUCGCAGCCACCAUCGACGACCUCGAGCUAGCCUACCGCAUCAUGGCCACCCCGGACCCAACCAGCCACUUCCCGCCCCCCACCACCCGCACCUCCCCGCCACCUAAGAAGACCCUCGGAAUCUACACCCCAUGGUUCAACGACUGCGACGCCGAAGUCCUCGCGCUCACCACCGCGGCGAUCGCACACUACCGCGACGUCCUGCACUACGACAUCGUCGAGAUCUCACUCCCGUACCUCGCCUCCUCGCGCAGCGCACACGCGCUCACAAUCCUGUCCGAAAUCGGUGGCGUUUUCUGCCAAGGCAACACUCGCGGCCUCACGCCCGCCAACAAAGUCCUCGUCUCGAUCAGCUCGCGCGCACCAGCGCGGGACCUACUCCUCGCGCAAAAGCUGCGCGCCCUGAUGAUGUCCCACCUGGCGCACCUCUUCCAGCAGCACCCGGGACUAAUCAUAGUCACGCCCACGACGCCGCACGUAGGCGUUGCGAUCCCGGCUGGCUGCGCCGUCCGCGGCGGUCCGGGAGUUAGCGAUUCCAAUACGAGCCUGCGGAGCAUGCAGUACGUCUUCCUUGCGAAUUGGGCGGGGUGUCCGGCCGUUACCAUGCCGUGCGGGUAUAGUGCGCAGGCGGGCAUGCCCGUGGGAUUGAUGGGAAUGGCGGAGUGGUGCAGGGAGGAUAGCCUCAUUGACUGGGCGAGGGAGUGGGCGGAUAGCUGGGAGGCGGGCGGGGAGGUCGAGGCGAGGGGAGUCGGCGGCGUUAGUGGCAAGAGACGCCGCGGUGAGACGUGGCUUGAUCUGCUGGCCGGGGGUGAGGUCGAGGAGGGCGCGAUGAGCUGGAUUCAGGCGGAGUAGGGCGGUGAGGACUGUAGUGACACGGAGCCGCCGGGUUUUGGGCGAGUAGAAACUUGAGGCUUGUAUGAAUCGUAGGAUCACGACAGUCGUUUUUGUGGAUGAUUCCCUGCCUAUCUGUCUGCGGAUGCGAAUGCGAAUGAAUUGGUUUUGGUCUUUGGGUUUUUGGUAGAGCGUAUCGCGCUGUUGGCCGUACAAUUUAAUCAGCCAUAUGCUCUCGUUACUCAAA